AUGACCUUCAUAGCCACUGGGAGGCCACCUCCACCUGGUGUGAGGCUCCAGAUUUGUCUGAAGGAGGUGACACAGCUCCAUGAAGAACUCCUUGAUAAAUCAGAGCUUCCUCAGCAUUGCUCCUGGAUUGAUUUGAAAUUGGUGUUCAGUGGUUUGAUGUUUUUUUCUCUUGUUGUAGCUGUCACUGCUCACCAAAUAGGAACCAUAACAGGUUUCACUACAAGGAAAGCAACUACAGCUGAGUCAACUUCUGGCUCCAAACCGGAAGUGACCACGACAACAGUGAAAUUAGCUACAACCAGGUCCACUCCUGGCCCCACACCGGAAGGGGUCAGUACAACAGUGAAACCAACAACAACUGGGUACACGACUGGUUCCACACCGGAAGUGACCACGACAACAGUGAAAUCAACUACAACCAGGUCCACUCCUGGCUCCACACCGGAAGUGCCAAUUUCAUCAACCAUAACAACAUCUGUGUCUACAACCAGUUCUACAGCUGCAGUGUCAACAACAACACAGGAAACAACUACCACACCUGUGACUGAGAAAACUACUACAGCAGAAGGAGUCACUACAACAGUGAAACCAACUACAACUGGGUACACGACUGGUUCCACACCGGAAGUGACCACGACAACAGUGAAAUCAACUACAGCCAGGGCCGCGCCUGGCUCCACACCGGCAGUGUCAACAACAACACAGGAAACAACUACCACACCUGUGACUGAGAAAACUACUACAACAGAAGGGUUCACUACAACAGUGAAACCAACAACAACUGGCUACAUGACUGGUUCCACACCGAAAGUGACCACGACAACAGGAAAAUCAACUACAACCAGGUCCACUCUUGGCUCCAUACCAGCAGUGUCAACAACAACACAGGAAACAACUACCACACCUGUGACUGAGAAAACUACUACAGCAGAAGGGGUCACUACAACAGUGAAACCAACAACAACUGGGUACACGACUGGUUCCACACCGGAAGUGACCACGACAACAGGAAAACCAACUACAACCAGGUACACUCCUGGCUCCACACCAGUGUCAACAACAACACAGGAAACAACUACCACACCUGUGACUGAGAUAACUACUACAGCAGAAGGGGUCAGUACAACAGUGAAACCAACAACAACUGGGUACACGACUGGUUCCACACCGGAAGUGACCACGACAACAGGAAAAUCAACUACAACCAGUUCCACUCUUGGCUCCACACCAGCGGUGUCAACAACAACACAGGAAACAACUACCACACCUGUGACUGAGAAAACUACUACAGCAGAAGGGGUCACUACAACAGUGAAACCAACAACAACUGGCUACACGACUGGUUCCACACCGAAAGUGACCACGACAACAGGAAAACCAACUACAACCAGGUACACUCCUGGCUCCACACCAGCAGUGUCAACAACAACACAGGAAACAACUACCACACCUGUGACUGAGAUAACUACUACAGCAGAAGGGGUCAGUACAACAGUGAAACCAACAACAACUGGGUACACGACUGGUUCCACACCGGAAGUGACCACGACAACAGGAAAAUCAACUACAACCAGUUCCACUCUUGGCUCCACACCAGCAGUGUCAACAACAACACAGGAAACAACUACCACACCUGUGACUGAGAAAACUACUACAGCAGAAGUGACCACGACAACAGGAAAACCAACUACAACCAGGUCCACUCCUGGCUCCUCACCAGUGUCAACAACAACACAGGAAACAACUACCACACCUGUGACUGAGAAAACUACUACAGCAGAAGUGACCACGACAACAGGAAAACCAACUACAACCAGGUCCACUCCUGGCUCCACACCAGCAGUGUCAACAACAACACAGGAAACAACUACUACACCUGUGACUGAGAAAACUACUACAGCAGAAGUGACCACGACAACAGGAAAACCAACUACAACCAGGUCCACUCCUGGCUCCACACCAGCAGUGUCAACAACAACACAGGAAACAACUACCACACCUGUGACUGAGAAAACUACUACAGCAGAAGGGGUCACUACAACAGUGAAACCAACAACAACUGGGUACACGACUGGUUCCACACCGGAAGUGACCACGACAACAGGAAAACCAACUACAUCCAGGUCCACUCCUGGCUCCUCACCAGCAGUGUCAACAACAACACAGGAAACAACUACCACACCUGUGACUGAGAAAACUACUACAGCAGAAGUGACCACGACAACAGGAAAACCAACUACAACCAGUUCCACUCCUGGCUCCACACCAGCAGUGUCAACAACAACACAGGAAACAACUACCACACCUGUGACUGAGAAAACUACUACAGCAGAAGGGUUCACUACAACAGUGAAACCAACAACAACUGGCUACAUGACUGGUUCCACACCGAAAGUGACCACGACAACAGGAAAACCAACUACAACCAGGUCCACUCCUGGCUCCACACCAGCAGUGUCAACAACAACACAGGAAACAACUACCACACCUGUGACUGAGAAAACUACUACAGCAGAAGGGGUCACUACAACAGUGAAACCAACAACAACUGGGUACACGACUGGUUCCACACCGGAAGUGACCACGACAACAGGAAAACCAACUACAACCAGGUCCACUCCUGGCUCCACACCAGCAGUGUCAACAACAACACAGGAAACAACUACCACACCUGUGACUGAGAAAACUACUACAGCAGAAGUGACCACGACAACAGGAAAACCAACUACAACCAGGUCCACUCCUGGCUCCACACCAGUGUCAACAACAACACAGGAAACAACUACCACACCUGUGACUGAGAAAACUACUACAGCAGAAGUGACCACGACAACAGGAAAACCAACUACAACCAGGUCCACUCCUGGCUCCACACCAGCAGUGUCAACAACAACACAGGAAACAACUACCACACCUGUGACUGAGAAAACUACUACAGCAGAAGGGGUCACUACAACAGUGAAACCAACAACAACUGGGUACACGACUGGUUCCACACCGGAAGUGACCACGACAACAGGAAAACCAACUACAACCAGUUCCACUCCUGGCUCCACACCAGGGUCAACAACAACACAGGAAACAACUACCACACCUGUGACUGAGAAAACUACUACAGCAGAAGUGACCACGACAACAGGAAAACCAACUACAACCAGGUCCACUCCUGGCUCCACACCAGCAGUGUCAACAACAACACAGGAAACAACUACCACACCUGUGACUGAGAAAACUACUACAGCAGAAGGGUUCACUACAACAGUGAAACCAACAACAACUGGCUACAUGACUGGUUCCACACCGAAAGUGACCACGACAACAGGAAAACCAACUACAACCAGGUCCACUCCUGGCUCCACACCAGCAGUGUCAACAACAACACAGGAAACAACUACCACACCUGUGACUGAGAAAACUACUACAGCAGAAGGGGUCACUACAACAGUGAAACCAACAACAACUGGGUACACGACUGGUUCCACACCGGAAGUGACCACGACAACAGGAAAACCAACUACAACCAGUUCCACUCCUGGCUCCACACCAGUGUCAACAACAACACAGGAAACAAAUACCACACCUGUGACUGAGAAAACUACUACAGCAGAAGGGGUCACUACAACAGUGAAACCAACAACAACUGGGUACACGACUGGUUCCACACCGGAAGUGACCACGACAACUGGAAAACCAACUACAACCAGUUCCACUCCUGGCUCCACACCAGCAGUGUCAACAACAACACAGGAAACAACUACCACACCUGUGACUGAGAAAACUACUACAGCAGAAGUGACCACGACAACAGGAAAACCAACUACAACCAGGUCCACUCCUGGCUCCACACCAGCAGUGUCAACAACAACACAGGAAACAACUACCACACCUGUGACUGAGAAAACUACUACAGCAGAAGUGACCACGACAACAGGAAAACCAACUACAACCAGGUCCACUCCUGGCUCCACACCAGUGUCAACAACAACACAGGAAACAACUACCACACCUGUGACUGAGAAAACUACUACAGCAGAAGGGGUCACUACAACAGUGAAACCAACAACAACUGGGUACACGACUGGUUCCACACCGGAAGUGACCACGACAACAGGAAAACCAACUACAACCAGUUCCACUCCUGGCUCCACACCAGUGUCAACAACAACACAGGAAACAACUACCACACCUGUGACUGAGAAAACUACUACAGCAGAAGGGGUCACUACAACAGUGAAACCAACAACAACUGGGUACACGACUGGUUCCACACCGGAAGUGACCACGACAACUGGAAAACCAACUACAACCAGUUCCACUCCUGGCUCCACACCAGCAGUGUCAACAACAACACAGGAAACAACUACCACACCUGUGACUGAGAAAACUACUACAGCAGAAGGGGUCACUACAACAGUGAAACCAACAACAACUGUGUACACGACUGGUUCCACACCGGAAGUGACCACGACAACAGGAAAACCAACUACAACCAGUUCCACUCCUGGCUCCACACCAGCAGUGUCAACAACAACACAGGAAACAACUACCACACCUGUGACUGAGAAAACUACUACAGCAGAAGGGGUCACUACAACAGUGAAACCAACAACAACGGGGUACACGACUGGUUCCACACCGGAAGUGACCACGACAACUGGAAAACCAACUACAACCAGUUCCACUCCUGGCUCCACACCAGCAGUGUCAACAACAACACAGGAAACAACUACCACACCUGUGACUGAGAAAACUACUACAGCAGAAGGGGUCACUACAACAGUGAAACCAACAACAACUGGGUACACGACUGGUUCCACACCGGAAGUGACCACGACAACUGGAAAACCAACUACAACCAGUUCCACUCCUGGCUCCACACCAGCAGUGUCAACAACAACACAGGAAACAACUACCACACCUGUGACUGAGAAAACUACUACAGCAGAAGGGGUCACUACAACAGUGAAACCAACAACAACUGUGUACACGACUGGUUCCACACCGGAAGUGACCACGACAACAGGAAAACCAACUACAACCAGUUCCACUCCUGGCUCCACACCAGCAGUGUCAACAACAACACAGGAAACAACUACCACACCUGUGACUGAGAAAACUACUACAGCAGAAGGGGUCACUACAACAGUGAAACCAACAACAACGGGGUACACGACUGGUUCCACACCGGAAGUGACCACGACAACUGGAAAACCAACUACAACCAGUUCCACUCCUGGCUCCACACCAGGGUCAACAACAACACAGGAAACAACUACCACACCUGUGACUGAGAAAACUACUACAGCAGAAGUGACCACGACAACAGGAAAACCAACUACAACCAGGUCCACUCCUGGCUCCGCACCAGUGUCAACAACAACACAGGAAACAACUACCACACCUGUGACUGAGAAAACUACUACAGCAGAAGUGACCACGACAACAGGAAAACCAACUGCAACCAGGUCCACUCCUGGCUCCGCACCAGCAGUGUCAACAACAACACAGGAAACAACUACCACACCUGUGACUGAGAAAACUACUACAGCAGAAGGGUUCACUACAACAGUGAAACCAACAACAACUGGCUACAUGACUGGUUCCACACCGAAAGUGACCACGACAACAGGAAAACCAACUACAACCAGGUCCACUCCUGGCUCCGCACCAGCAGUGUCAACAACAACACAGGAAACAACUACCACACCUGUGACUGAGAAAACUACUACAGCAGAAGUGACUCCGACAACAGGAAAACCAACUACAACCAGGUCCACUCCUGGCUCCACACCAGUGUCAACAACAACACAGGAAACAACUACCACACCUGUGACUGAGAAAACUACUACAGCAGAAGUGACUACGACAACAGGAAAACCAACUACAACCAGGUCCACUCCUGGCUCCACACCAGCAGUGUCAACAACAACACAGGAAACAACUACCACACCUGUGACUGAGAAAACUACUACAGCAGAAGGGUUCACUACAACAGUGAAACCAACAACAACUGGCUACAUGACUGGUUCCACACCGAAAGUGACCACGACAACAGGAAAACCAACUACAACCAGGUCCACUCCUGGCUCCACACCAGCAGUGUCAACAACAACACAGGAAACAACUACCACACCUGUGACUGAGAAAACUACUACAGCAGAAGUGACUACGACAACAGGAAAACCAACUACAACCAGGUCCACUCCUGGCUCCACACCAGCAGUGUCAACAACAACACAGGAAACAACUACCACACCUGUGACUGAGAAAACUACUACAGCAGAAGUGACCACGACAACAGGAAAACCAACUACAACCAGGUCCACUCCUGGCUCCACACCAGCAGUGUCAACAACAACACAGGAAACAACUACCACACCUGUGACUGAGAAAACUACUACAGCAGAAGUGACUACGACAACAGGAAAACCAACUACAACCAGGUCCACUCCUGGCUCCACACCAGCAGUGUCAACAACAACACAGGAAACAACUACCACACCUGUGACUGAGAAAACUACUACAGCAGAAGUGACCACGACAACAGGAAAACCAACUACAACCAGGUCCACUCCUGGCUCCACACCAGCAGUGUCAACAACAACACAGGAAACAACUACCACACCUGUGACUGAGAAAACUACUACAGCAGAAGUGACUACGACAACAGGAAAACCAACUACAACCAGGUCCACUCCUGGCUCCACACCAGCAGUGUCAACAACAACACAGGAAACAACUACCACACCUGUGACUGAGAAAACUACUACAGCAGAAGUGACCACGACAACAGGAAAACCAACUACAACCAGGUCCACUCCUGGCUCCACACCAGCAGUGUCAACAACAACACAGGAAACAACUACCACACCUGUGACUGAGAAAACUACUACAGCAGAAGUGGUCACUACAACAGUGAAAGCAACAACAACUGGGUACAUGACUGGUUCCACACCGGAAGCGACCACGACAACAGGAAAAUCAACUACAACCAGGACCACUCCUGGCUCCACACCAGCAGUGUCAACAACAACACAGGAAACAACUACCACACCUGUGACUGAGAAAACUACUACAGCAGAAGUGGUCACUACAACAGUGAAAGCAACAACAACUGGGUACAUGACUGGUUCCACACCGGAAGCGACCACGACAACAGGAAUAUCAACUACAACCAGGACCACUCCUGGCUCCACACCAGCAGUGUCAACAACAACACAGGAAACAACUACCACACCUGUGACUGAGAAAACUACUACAGCAGGGGUCACUACAACAGUGAAACCAAAAUCAACUGGGUACACGACUGGCUCCACACCAGAAGUGACCACGACAACAGUGAAAUCAGCUACAACCAGCUCCACUACCAGCUCCACACCAGAAGUGCCAACUCCAUCAACCGUAACAACAACUGUGUCUACAGCCAGUUCUACAACUGGAGUGAUUUGCAAUGGUGCAUGGUCUGACUGGUUUAAUGGAAAAACGCCAUCUAUUUUUGACAAAAAUGAUUCCGAAUUACUGGAGCCAAUACGUGACAAAUUGUGCCCUAUUUUCACUAAUAAAAUAAGCCACAUUGAAUGUGAAGCUGUCAAAUUCCCACAGCGUCCAAUCAGUGAAACAAAGGACAAUGUCACUUGCGAUGUAGAGAAGGGACUGAUUUGCAGUUUCAAUGAAGAGACUUCUCUGAACGCCAUGAUGUGUUUGGACUAUAGAAUUCGAGUCUGCUGUGAGUCUGUAACGCCUUCGAUCCCGAGCACAGUUUAUCCAACAUCAAUAAUUAGCUCAACGACAAGUGACGAGGGAUGUUAUUGUAAUCGAUUGCCUCUUAGAAAAUGCAAUGAAACUUGGGAGGAAGGUUGCUCCAAAAUUACUUGUUUGAGAGAAGAUACCUAUUUGACAGUAAACAUGACAUGUCCAUCACCACAGAAUAAACCAACAUGCAGGAGUGGCAUGGAGCCUGUGAAAGUCCGAACUAAAAAUGGCUGUUGUGAGAAAUGGGAAUGUGAUUGUGAAUGUGAAGUAUGGGGAGAGCCACAUUAUCGUACAUUUGAUGGCCUGCAAUACGACUUCUUUGAGAAUUGCACAUAUAUUCUUGUUGAAGAGCAAGUUCCAAAAUACAAUUUAAGAAUUCUAUUGGACAAUUAUUUUUGCUGGCCCAGUGUGCCUAAAUCUUGUCCAAAAGGGCUAGUUAUAUUUUACAAUGGAAAUACUGUAGCUAUUUCAACUGGGGAUCAGUAUGUGUUAACUGUCAACAAAAAAGAAGUGAGUCUUCCCUACAAGGCAAAGGGAUUUGAUAUUAUUAAUCUGGGCAGCAUCACACAUAUUUCUAUUCCUGAUAUUCGAACAUUUAUUACUGCUGUCCGCAAUAACUUUCGGAUCAGAGUGCCAGAACAAUACUUCUUUAAUAACACCCAAGGCCAAUGCGGAUCCUGCUCACACUCCCAAUCCAAAUGCACAAGAAAGAAUGGGAAAGUCGAACCACCUGACUGCUGCCCCAGCACUGCAUAUGACUGGAGAGUUGAUGAUCCCAAUAAACCUUAUUGUUCAGUACCUCCUCCUAAUGUUCCUUGUAUCCCACCUACUCCUGCACCAACAUGUAGACCUGAGAAUACAAUCUGUGAUAUCAUUGGAGGAAAGCCAUUUGAACAAUGCAGAAAGAAGAUCAACCUUGAAAAGUACAUCAAGACUUGUCACUUUGACCAUUGCCAGAUAAAUUCCACUGUUGAUUGUUCUAGCCUGGAAGCUGCUGCUACAGUUUGUGCAAGUAUAGGCAUAUGUGUUAAUUGGAGACCUUUCACAAAUAAACAAUGUGACUACACGUGUCGCCGAGAUUUAGUUUAUAAGCCAUGUCAGGGAAGGGGAGACGAUUAUUGUGUGAAUGACAUGGUUCAGCCUGGGAUAAAAUUUCCCUCUGCUCAAGAAGGAUGCUUUUGUCCAGAUGGAAAGAAGUUGGCAGAAGAUGGUACUAAAUGUGUUGCUUCAUGUAAAGGUUGCAAGGCCAGGCCAUAUACUAAAAAAAUUGUCAAGGAUGAUUGUGAAGCAAAUGUUAAUGUAAACCAAUGUGAAGGGGAAUGCUUUUCAAUCACUAAAUUUAACUUUGAUACAAAUGCCUUGACACAUUUUUGUCAGUGCUGCCGUGAAAGGGAGACAGAAGAGAAGUCAGUGAAACUACAGUGUAGGAAUGGAGCUACCAGGACAUAUAAGUAUAUCGACAUCAAGUCAUGCAUGUGUGAAGGUGAUGAAAAUGAGAAUGGCCAGCAGUUGCAAUGAUACUUGUUAUGAACUAAAAGUCAUAAUUUCAAUAACCUAUCUAGAAAGCUGUCUUAGUCUAAAUUGCUCUGUAUUACCAUAUUACUGGUAAAUCAGAUCCAUUACCAAAAAGUAUCCUAAAAUUCUCAUUAGCAUCACAUGGUACUAGCGCUAUUUUCAGCAAUAGCUGGUAGCAUCUUUGAAUUUUUACUUUCUGAAACCU
Molecule: messenger RNA, 9472 nt
Organism: Carcharodon carcharias (great white shark)
Lineage: Eukaryota; Metazoa; Chordata; Chondrichthyes; Lamniformes; Lamnidae
Product: mucin-2-like
Exons: 131
Coding region: 1-9270 (3089 amino acids)
Cellular component (GO): extracellular matrix
Source: RefSeq, a predicted model, not a curated record